Podarcis lilfordi (Lilford's wall lizard) is the source of this 2807-nucleotide messenger RNA. Lineage: Eukaryota; Metazoa; Chordata; Lepidosauria; Squamata; Lacertidae. The record is from the annotation of a GenBank genome assembly.
AUGGUUGGACAGUGUUCUCGAAGCUACCAGCAUGAGUUUGACCAAACUGCGGGAGGCAGUGGAAGACAGGAGUGCCUGGCGUGCUCUGGUCCAGGGGGUCCCGAAGAGUCGGACACGACUAAACAACGACAACAAAUCCGGCACUGCCUAGGGAUGCUGCGCCUGGAGGGGGGGGAAGCAAAAGCUCCGCCCGCCCUGCCCUUUGGCCGAGCGGAGCCGCGCCCUGCCGGAACGGGACCUUCCUCCUCUUCGCAGCCCAAGCCGGGCGGGCCAAGGGCUUGCGGAGUCCCGGUAGGUGAAGGCGCUCGCGGGUCGUGGGCGUGAGGAGCCUCGUUGCAACGCCUCCGGUUGCAAAAAUCCACAUUUGUCCCGUGGAAGAAGCGCGGGGAGCGCGGCGUUGCUCGGCAUAAAGGGGAUGAGGGAAGAGGCGCGCUCGGCGCUUCUCCUCCUUUGUCCGCGCCGCUUCUUGCUUUUCUCCCUCCCCAAAGCGGAACAGGGCGUGGGCCGAACUCGGGUCAUCGCACCAACAAAGCCGUUGCAUGAGAUCCGGAGGGCUGUGAGAGAAUUUUUUUCAAAAAAGGAGUCGUGUCUUGUGCGCAACGUCCGAACAGACAGACACGCGGAACGUUGUUUUUACACGGCCAAGGGCGGCGACAAGCCCUUCCACCCAAAUAGUCCCCUUUCUCCAAUCCCCACAUAUACUGUACAUUCUUUUCCAUCGGAAAUCUAAUAUAUGGGACAAAACUUGUGAUCUUUUUAAAAAAAAAUAGUUUAAAAUAUUCAUACGUAUUUUCAGGGCUGAAACUAGGCUUUUUGUCACCCUGUCAAAGACCCAGUUUGGCGCGCACACACAAUGCGUGUUAGCAUACAUGCACAUACACACACAAAUACACAGCUCAACACAUUUAUUCGUAAAGGGCAUAAACAGUAGGCGUUAUAUUAUUUGAACACAAAGGAAUCCAAAAAUUAUGGUGACUGUAUGAUCAAAAGCAAAAAUGUUUUGUCAAAAGUAGAGCUUCCAUGUGCAGCAGUUGCCUAUCUGAGGUCAGGUUUUGAAUUGGAUUUAUUUGUUCACAGGAUCAUUAAAAGACUGCAUUUCCAUAAGAUCGGUCAAGACCCUCUGGUUUCCUUUUUAAAUGAAUUUAUUUAUUUUUUGGUCUCUCUGAGGCUUUUUGCCACCCACCCCUCCUCUUGGUUCUGUGCAAACCCUUUCAAGGAGUUUUGAUGUGUAACUUUACUCCCGAGUAAGCUUAAACAAGAGCCGCUUUCCGUUUUAUUUUUGUUUGAUUGCUCAUUUUAGGAAAUGAUAAUUUUGUAGUCAUUUUAGGUUCCAUGUAAGGUGAGGAAAUGUUUUUUGAGAGUCUAAAGUAGAAAGUGCCCUUCAAAUUACAAUCCUAAUGCCGCUGGGCUGACCAGUGCUGGCCAGGGAACUGCCUCUAGCAGGAAAAAUGCUCACACACCCUUUACUUUCCUGUCUGUAGAUCAUGGGUAGGCAAACUAAGGCCCGGGGGCUGGAUCCGGCCCAAUUGCCUUCUCAAUCUGGCCUGCGGACGGUCUGGGAAUCUGCAUGUUUUUACAUGAGUAGAAUGUGUCCUUUUAUUUAAACUACAUCUCUGGGCUAUUUGUGGGGCAUAGGAAUUUGUUCAUUACCUCCCCCCCCCCCCUAAAAAAUAUAUAGUCUGGUCCCCCACAAGGUCUGAGGGACGGUGGACCAGCCCCCUGCUGAAAAAGUUUGCUGACCCCUGGUGUAGAUCAUGUAAAGUAAAAUGAAUCAACCUUAGCUUUUAAACACAUUCAAAGUUCUGAAGGGAUCAUAGAAUUGUAGAGUUGGAAGGGACCCCAAAGAUCAUCCAGAAUAGCUCCUAUUGCCAGCUUUUAACUGAAUCCGUUAUUGUCAGUACAGUCAUACCUCAGGAUAAAUACGCUUCAGGAGAAGUAUUUUUGGGUUGCGACCCGGAAGUAACGGAGUGCGUUACUUCCGGGUUUCGCCACUCGCGCAUGCGCAGAUGGUAAAAAAUGACGUCGCGCGCGUGCACAGAAGCAGCGAAAUGCGACCCGUGCAGUCGUGUCUUACGUUCUGUUCAGGAUGCGAACGGGGCUCCAGAACAGAUCCCGUUCGCAUCCCGAGGUACCACUGCAUACAAAUAGUCAGAUAAUGCAAAAGCUUUCAUUAGGCAGAGUGAAAAAGUAGCUAAAUCUCAGUUUCCUAUAGCCAAGAUUGGUUAGAAGUACAGGCAACUCCCCAUUUACGCGGGGGUUACGUUCCGAGGCAUUGCACGUUUAAGUGAAAUCGCGUCUAUUUGGAACACCAUUGAAAAAGCGUGCAAGCGCCACAAUCGCUGUCAGCAGACUUCCUUGCUCAAACUCCUGCUCUCCACUGGCCUCAAAGGUUUGUGCAAGGGCUCCUGGGAUUGCAUUUGCAAAGGCUCCUGGGAUUGCUAGGCACUAUUUUGACUCCAUUUUUGCCGUUUCCGUGCUCUUUUAUGGCCAUUUUUGGCCCUUUUCAUGCCACUUUUGGGUUCACGGCAAUGCAGGUGAGUAUGGUUGUGCGUGCCUUGAAUGCACGUAAAUGUGGAGUUGCUUGUAUACAUAUUUUAAUGUAUUUAAUAUUCACAAAGGUAUUAUUAUUAAUAAUAAUAUUAAUAUUCAACAUGGAAGUUGGUGAGAGAGUGAACAGGGUUUCAACAUCAGGAGGAAUCAACUAGUUUCAUAACGGAACCCAAGUCUAAUAUGUUUACUAUUUUAUUGCUUUCAAGGAGACCUUUCUGAAGAGGAAGGGAAAAGUGCAAUCUGUCAAAGAUCUGUAG